GUCCUCCAGGCCUCGGUCACUGCAUGCCUUGGGCUUGGCAAGCUCAUCCAGAGGAUGGAGCAAUCGCAACUUCAGAAGGCACAAGCUGAUGAAGCCCUGAUCCUUGCUCGGAAGCAGCUCCAGGAAGUGCAGGAGGCCUUCCGCUUGGAGAAGGAGGCCUUCGGCAAAAUCCUUGAAAACAGCAAGGUUGUGGCCAUAGCUGAGGGUAGGGCUGAGGCCGAGAAGACAGCGGCUGUGGCUGUCAAGAAGGCCACCGAGGACGCCGAGGGAGCAAGGAAUAAAGCUGUCACUGCGGCCCGAGAGGAUGCCAUCGCUGCUUUUGUCUCUGAGGGAUGGAAUGCUGAGGGCCGGCAAGAAUGGGUGGCCUCAGUAGUGGAGGCUUCGGUGGACUCCUGGGUGAAAGGCCCAGGUGCAAUGUGGUUAGCCUGGAAGGGCAAGGAGUAUUACGAUGGGGGUG
Molecule: messenger RNA, 457 nt
Organism: Cuscuta europaea
Lineage: Eukaryota; Viridiplantae; Streptophyta; Magnoliopsida; Solanales; Convolvulaceae
Source: the annotation of a GenBank genome assembly